AACAACAACAACAGCAACAAGCAGCAGCAUCAGCUGUAGAAAUGCUGACAGAGAAAAGCUGAUCGUGAUCAAUAGUUGGACCAGCUGGAGCUUGAAACUUGGAGACGUAGCUUGGAACACUUGACGCCAAGCAGCGCAGGCGAACGCAACGCGAAACGCGCUAAAGUUAAAUACAAAGUGUAAGCAACAAAAUUAAUACAGGCAGCCAAGUCGUAGUCGUAGCAGAGGGCAGAGCAGAGCGAGUCGUUGUAGCGACUGCACAUGGCAUAGCAGUGGAUAUGGAUAUGGAUACGUUGGCCAUUAAAAUGUUAAAAUCCAACAGCAGCAGCAACAACAACAGCAAUCAAAUCGUGACUAAAAAGAAAGUUAUUGUCGCUGCUGACGCUGACGCUGGCGCUAGCUCAGCCGGUUCUUGGUUUGCCGCUGGUUCUGGCCAACUGCCUCUUACCUGCUUAAUCUACACGCUCUGGCUUAGCGCUCAGCUGUGCAAGGCAGCGCCACCAGCAGCAGCUACAAAUGAGACUGCCUGGCCAGCAAUGCGUCAUUAUGAUAUUUGGAGCACAGAUUUGCAAGCCACAGCAGCGGAGCAGCUGCUGGAUGAGCAGCAGUACGCAGACGAGUUGGCAGAAGAUGCGCAGCCCAUGCAGGAGCAACUGCUGGAUGAGCACAGCUAUAGAGCCAAGUUGGCGCAGAGCAUUAGCAAUCUUACGAGCAGCCAUCGCGCCGCCAAAGUAAUUCAUUUGUUUCCGGUGCCUGUGGAUGGCGAGUGCUUGUCAGACGAUGGACGCCGUUUGGGCAACUGCUUCAAUGCCUAUGAAUGUCGCCAGAAGGGCGGACAGGCGAAGGGGGAGUGUGCCAUGGGCUUUGGAGUCUGCUGCGUAUUCGUGGCCAGCUGCAAUGCCACUAUCAGCAACAAUAUUACGUAUAUAGUGUCGCCAGAGUUUCCCAGCUUUAUGCCAAGCAAUCUGACUGGCUGCCAGCUGAAGAUUAAGCUCAUGGGUGAGGACAUUAGCCAAUUGAGAAUUGACUUUUAUCACUUCUCGCUGGGACAGCCGAAUCGACGCACUGGCGUAUGCGAUGGCGAUGUCUUUACGAUUAGCGGCGGACCCAGCGGUGCCUUCUCGCUCUGUGGCCAAAACAGUGGACAGCAUUUGUACUACGAUGUUGGUGCCAGGGCAAGACCUCGCCAGAGCUCCACGCUGUACGGCAGUCUGCGUCCCACUGUGCCGGCCAAUCAAAGCAGCAGCAGCGAACAAGAGCAGCUCAUCGAGAUCAAUCUGAAUCUCUCGGCGCGCUUUCUGCCCAUUCGCUUGUGGGAGCUGCGCGUGGCACAGAUUCCAUUCAGCCAGCGAGCUCCCGCGGGCUGUUUGCAGUACCACACCGGAUUGGAGGGCGUCAUGCAGACCUUCAACUUUGCGGACAAUGGCAGACAUCUGGCCAAUCAGCACUAUCGCGUCUGUGUGCGUCAAGAGUCGGACAUGUGUUCGAUUAUGUAUCAGCCCUGCGAUGAGCAAUCCUUUCGUAUUGGUGGCGGAGGCGCUGGCGGUGGAGCAUUCCUCACCAGCAGCAGCAACAGUCCUGGCGCUGUUGCCAACAAUCCAACAUCUGGCGCCAGCCUCAGUUCAAGCACAGCCGGCAGCUUGAGCAAUCGCAUCUCCAGCACAACAACAGCGCCCAGCAGAGUAAGCACCACUAGCAGCGCUGGCAUCAAUGCCGCCAGCAGCACUGCGACUAGCUCCGAGACAACUGCAUCGGUCACGCCCAUUCCAGUGCGUUCAAGCACCGCCAGCUCUGAGCCAGCCACUGAGGCUAGUGUCGCUCCUUCCGCUGCACCAUCAUCAUCACCCGCUCCAGCAGCCACAGCUCCACCCACGCAAUCACCAGCGCCCUCAGCCUCUCCCUCGCCUAGCACUACAACUGCUGCUGCUGCUCCCGCCAACGACGAUGUGGAGGGCUCUGGUGGUGAGCAGGAUGACAGUGUCUUUAACUUCUUUGGCACCACAGCGCGUCCCGGCGUCUCACGACGUCCGCGUCCAGUGAACAGCAAUGCCAGCUCCUCCGGCGGCUUUGAUCUGCUCGGCUUUCUGCGCAGCGCCUUCGAUCUGCGCGUUCGCCAUCGUCGCCGUCGCAGUCGCCAGUCGCGUCAAUUCUUCAGCACUUGCACGGAUCGCAUUACCAUGCCCUGCAUCAUUGAGGACUUCAUUGGCACCGGACUCGGCCCGCUGCCAGGCUGCGAGCCCGUGCACUGCGGCUCCCAGUUCUGCUCCUCCGGCGUCUGGCCAUGUCGCAUCGAGAGCACAGUCACGCCCUUCUACAUUGGUGUGCACUUUGGCGAUGGCGCAGGUGCCGCCAAGGGCAGUCCCGAGGAGAACAUUGGUGCCUGUCUGCGCUACCAACAGGUGCAGUGCAUCUAAGCUUCGAAUGCAUUUCGUUUUAGAAAGUGUUCCCCCCAAGAAAAAAAUGAAUUCAUAUUAUUUAUUA
This is a messenger RNA of Drosophila busckii, 2481 nucleotides long. RefSeq lists its product as uncharacterized. NCBI's taxonomy places the organism in Eukaryota, Metazoa, Arthropoda, Insecta, Diptera, Drosophilidae. The coding region runs from base 279 to 2414 and encodes 711 amino acids. The transcript is spliced from 3 exons. The record is from RefSeq and is a predicted model, not a curated record.